Messenger RNA from Penicillium bovifimosum, 801 nucleotides. RefSeq lists its product as uncharacterized. The transcript has a single exon. The coding region runs from base 1 to 801 and encodes 266 amino acids. NCBI's taxonomy places the organism in Eukaryota, Fungi, Ascomycota, Eurotiomycetes, Eurotiales, Aspergillaceae. Gene Ontology annotation, molecular function: zinc ion binding; nucleic acid binding. The record is from RefSeq and is a predicted model, not a curated record.
AUGACCCUAAGCACCACGAGAAAGCGAAAGCGUGCCCAAGACGAUGAUUACCCACCCACCCAGCCACGAGAGAUACGACCACCGUUCUGUCUAGAUUGUGGAGGACGGUCUCACCAAGGUUCAUGCUGGCCCCGCUGUCAGAACUGUGCGUUCUGCAGAAAAUGCGGCGAGAUCGGCCACUACUGGCGACACUGCAGUCUCUUUGUCCCCCACAAGCAGUGGAAACAACUGAAAGCUAAGCAUAAGGCAUACACCAGACCCAGAAUCGAGAGUCUCAACAUUACUAUGCCGGUGGUGAACCCCGAGCCGGUCAUGAACCGGGAAACCUUGAACUCGGCUAUCCGAGAGCACCUGAAAGUGGCUCUCGAUGGGCUCUGGAGGCCGGUUGGUCACUCACUUCAGACAUCUCCGGUGAUAAACAAUGUCAAUAUAAUCACCAAGAUCCUCCCUUCUGAACUAGCGACUCGUGUUAUUGCCCCAGACACAUCUCUGCUGCAAAGAGUCAAGCCCAACCCCAAAACACAUCAAACUACUAACCGUCGGCCCAAAUCUACCAAAUACUCUUCUGGUAUGUCUGCAGCUGGCCGUGCUGCCUUUGGUCCUCCAGUGUUUGGUCAGCCUGCCUCUGUCGGAGCUAGGAUUUCUGGACCGGCAUUGUCUCAGAAACAACCUGUUAGUUAUCCGAACUGGCCCAUCCUCAACGAAACUCCGUUUGGCACAGUUUUCUCAAAGAGCCUCUCGUCUUCCAUGCCGGAGGAAAAGACAGGGGAAAAAUGUGCGAGCAGUAGCACCGAGCUUUGA